AAAAGGUUGUGUAUAAAAGAGGAAAGCUGCUGAGAUGCUGCAUCUUCAGAGAAGUUCUUCACCUGAGUUUCUUCAGCUGUCAGUCUCAGAGGUUGUUUCACCUUCAGGAGAAAAAAUGUCGAAUGACUACAAAGUGACCAUCUUCAUCGAAGGCAAUGUCUAUUCAUUGUCUUUGUACAAAUCCCUCAACAUCACUCUGAAAGGCACCAAAAACAAAAGUGAACCCACAUCAUACUCCAAUUGGAAUCUUCCUUUCUUUGGAAAAAAUGAGAUAAAAUUCACUGUGAAAUGCUCUGAUGACCUCGGACACCUAGUGAACAUAAAACUAGAUAAAUACUGGAGCUUUCCUUUCCAAAAACCAUGGUACCAUGAGAAGGUGGUAGUGGUAUCUAAAUUGGGAACUGUUUACACGUUUCCCAUCCACCACUCCAUCUCUGAAGACAAGGAGCACUUCUUCAGAGAGGGCAAAGCCAUGUUGCCACAGAAAGAGACGAUAACCGAAGUCAUUUCACUUCGUGAGAAGGAGCUAAACAACCAAAAGGAAAUCUAUGGCUGGAAGGCGUUUAUAGCCGGAAUGCCGCAUUGCCUGAAAGCUGAGGUUCUGCCUCUAGAUGAGACUUUCUCUCUUUACAAGGACGUGCAGCUUUUAAUUAAAUCUGCCUAUGGGUGA
Molecule: messenger RNA, 670 nt
Organism: Oryzias latipes (Japanese medaka)
Lineage: Eukaryota; Metazoa; Chordata; Actinopteri; Beloniformes; Adrianichthyidae
Product: arachidonate 12-lipoxygenase, 12R-type-like
Molecular function (GO): oxidoreductase activity, acting on single donors with incorporation of molecular oxygen, incorporation of two atoms of oxygen; protein binding; metal ion binding
Source: RefSeq, a predicted model, not a curated record